This is a messenger RNA of Trichoderma harzianum CBS 226.95, 1344 nucleotides long. RefSeq lists its product as hypothetical. Gene Ontology annotation, molecular function: succinate-CoA ligase (ADP-forming) activity; metal ion binding; ATP binding. The record is from RefSeq and is a predicted model, not a curated record. The transcript is spliced from 4 exons. Gene Ontology annotation, biological process: tricarboxylic acid cycle; succinyl-CoA metabolic process. Bases 1 to 1344 code for a protein of 447 amino acids. Lineage: Eukaryota; Fungi; Ascomycota; Sordariomycetes; Hypocreales; Hypocreaceae. Gene Ontology annotation, cellular component: succinate-CoA ligase complex; mitochondrion.
AUGUUCAACAUUGGCCGUAGCCGCGCGGCGGCGUCGGCGCUCAGUGCCGCAAAGCGCAACGCCACCCCCUCUGUCCGACUGCCCGGCAUCGCUCAGCAGCGACGAGCCCUCAGCAUCCACGAGUACCUGUCCGCCGACCUCCUGAGAAAGUAUGGCGUUGGCGUUCCCAAGGGCGCCGUGGCCAAGACGGCCGCCGAGGCCAAGUCUGUGGCCAAGGAGAUUGGUACCGGCGACCUGGUCAUCAAGGCCCAGGUCCUCGCCGGUGGACGAGGAAAGGGAACUUUCGACAACGGCCUCAAGGGCGGUGUCCGUGUCAUCUACUCCCCCCACGAGGCCGAGAUGUUUGCCCAGCAGAUGAUUGGCCACAAGCUCAUCACCAAGCAGACGGGCGCCGGCGGCCGUCUGUGCAAUGCCGUCUACAUUUGCGAGCGCAAGUUUGCCCGCCGCGAGUUCUACCUGGCUAUCCUGAUGGACCGUGCUUCCCAGACCCCCGUCAUCGUCUCGUCGUCCCAGGGAGGUGUCGACAUUGAGACCGUUGCCAAGGAGCAGCCCGAUGCCAUCACUACGACCUACAUCGACAUCAACACCGGCGUUACCGACGAGAUUGCUCGCGGCAUCGCCACCGGCCUGGGCUUCAGCGAGCAGUGCGUCGAGGACGCCAAGGACACCAUCCAGAAGCUCUACAAGAUCUUCCUCGAGCGUGACGCCACCCAGAUCGAGAUCAACCCCCUGUCCGAGACCUCCGACCACCAGGUCCUCUGCAUGGACGCCAAGUUUGGCUUCGACGACAACGCCAACUACCGCCAGCAAGAGGUUUUCGAGUGGCGCGACACCACCCAGGAGGACCCUGAUGAGGUCCGUGCCGCCCAGUCCAACCUCAACUUCAUCAAGCUGGACGGUGACAUUGGCUGCCUCGUCAACGGUGCCGGUCUUGCCAUGGCCACCAUGGACAUCAUCAAGCUCAACGGCGGCCAGCCCGCCAACUUCCUCGACGUCGGUGGUGGUGCCACUCCCGCCGCCAUCCGAGAGGCCUUUGAGCUCAUCACCAGCGACCCCAAGGUCAGCGCCAUCUUCGUCAACAUCUUUGGUGGUAUCGUCCGCUGUGACGCCAUCGCCACUGGCCUGAUCCGCACCGUCGAGGCCCUCAACCUCAAGAUCCCCAUCAUUGCCCGUCUGCAGGGUACCAACGUCGAGCUUGCCCACCAGAUCAUCAACGAGUCUGGUCUGAAGAUCUUUUCUAUUGAUGACCUGCAGAGCGCCGCCGAGAAGGCUGUGCAGCUGUCCAAGGUUGUCAAGCUGGCCCGCGACAUUGACGUUGGUGUUGAGUUCACCCUGGGUAUCUAG